Messenger RNA from Colletotrichum godetiae, 2468 nucleotides. RefSeq lists its product as uncharacterized. The transcript has 6 exons. Gene Ontology annotation, molecular function: flavin adenine dinucleotide binding; oxidoreductase activity, acting on CH-OH group of donors. The record is from RefSeq and is a predicted model, not a curated record. Lineage: Eukaryota; Fungi; Ascomycota; Sordariomycetes; Glomerellales; Glomerellaceae. The coding region runs from base 410 to 2335 and encodes 641 amino acids.
GGGCUGGUCAGCAGCGAGUCGACAAAGGGUUUAGCCUCACAUCAUCAGAACCUUGUUUCCUUAUUGUAGCUGAAAUACUCACCAUAAUCCGGUAUUUUUCUUUUAAGACAGACCACCGCGAUGAAGGAUUCAUAAGCUGGUCUACUCAGCCCCCUGCUUUCGCAUUUGCAGCAGCAUGCGCGACGAGGACGAUGAUGAUCGACCCUUGGCAGACGCUCUGACGAGGCCUCUAAGUUGCGCGUCUCAUGUUGGAUACAUUCUUCUCAAUGUUGGUACUUUGCCCACUUACACAACUACUGCUAAGACGGUCUUGGCAUCAUGGAAUAUAUAAGAGCAGUAUCUACCCAGUACAGGGCAUUGCUUCGAUAUAGCAGAUGGAAACAAGGCAAUUGGACAUCAUUUAGACACGAUGCUGAAGCUUUUUUCUUUCGCCUUCUUUCUCCUGUUCAGUGACAGCGCUAUUGGAAGUUCUCUCAACGAUACGGCUUAUGACUAUGUUGUCGUUGGCUCAGGACCUGGGGGUGGCACUCUAGCCGCAAGCCUUGCACGUGAGGGCCAUUCUGUCUUUCUCAUUGAGGCUGGAGGCAAUAUGGGUGAUGAUAGUCUUCAGCAGAUCCCCGGCUUAGCGGAUGUCAACUCGGAGCACCCUGCUAUGUCUUGGCAGUUUUUUGUGUCUCACUACCAGAAUGAGACUCAAGCCCGUCGCGAUCGUUACUUCACCUACCGUCUUGCAAAUGGCACACUCUGGUACGGCAUUGAUGCCCCGGAGGAUGCAACUCCAUUAGGCAUAUACUACCCCAGAGGAGCUACGGUCGGUGGUUCUGCUAUAGCGAAUGCCAUGAAUGUGAUUUUCCCACCCGACAGUGACUGGAACCACUUCGCCGAUGUUACAGGUGACGAGUCCUGGGGCCCUGAAAACAUGAGAUCAAUGUUUAUCGAGCUUGAGAGAAAUACCUAUGCGCCUGAAGCGACGCCAGGCCAUGGUUUCGACGGAUAUAUUUCGACAAACAGAAACAACAUUUCUUAUGUUGUCGAUCGGCCGGGCGUACUUCGUGUGGUUCAGAACGCCAUCUCCCAAACUGAGGGCAUCGAAGCACCCGACUCCAAACGAGUCAUCGACCUGAUGGAAAGAGACAUGAACCGCCCCGAUAGCGAUCGUUACGAAAUCCCGGGUUUGUAUCAGGUACCAUUACAUAUUGACGAGAACCGCCGCAGAAGCAGCCCGUGGAAUUACAUCACGGAUACUUUGGCUGCGAGACGGCAAGAUGGAACACCACGAUAUCCAUUGACCAUGAGUACCCACAGCCUCGCGACUCGCAUUCUAAUGGAAAAUGCCGGGACUCGCUUGAAGGCCUAUGGGGUAGAGUUCAUGGUUGGAGAAGGUCUCUAUGAAGCCGAUCAACGAUAUGAUGCCUCGGUCGAGCCCCAGGUACGCGCUGUGAGGGCUAAGAGGGAAGUGAUCAUCUCAGGCGGUGCAUUCAACACUCCUCAGCUUCUCAAGCUCAGUGGAAUUGGACCUCAACAAGAGUUACAGAAAUUCGACAUCCCAGUUAUUGUUGAUCUUCCAGCCGUGGGUGAGUUUCUGCAGGACAACUACGAGGCGGGCAUCAACGUUCAGUCAAACAUCGCAUGGGAGAAUAGUCCCUUCGCAGAGUGUACGCCUGGUAGCCCUGAGACAGACCCCUGCCUUGCACAAUGGGAAGCCGGCUAUGGUGCAUAUGGUGAGGCGGCUGCUCCCAUUUUCAUGCUGCAUCGUAGCAACCAAUCCAGGAAUGCAGAUUGCGACCUCAUAAUCUUUGGUGCGGCCGGUGGUGUGUUCGAUGGUCACUACCCCGGGUUCAGCGAAAUUGUAUGGCCGCCGACAUCCUUCUUCUGGGCUGUCGUGAAGAUGCAAAACGGCAAUCCGACAGGCACCGUGAGGCUCAGAUCGUCCAAUCCCCGAGAAGCACCAGACAUCAACUUCAACUUCUAUCAAGAAGAUUCCGAUGUCGAUAUUUCUGCUCUUUCUGAGGGCAUUAGCCAUCUCAUGUCCAUCAUGAACGCCACUGGAGAGCCGUAUCAGCCCUUCCAGGUCAUCGACCCCCCUGCGGAUCGUUCACUCGAGCAACAUAUCAGAGAUCACACUUGGGGUCAUCAUGCCGCUGGCAGCUGCAGAAUGGGCAAGACAAAUCUGGACAGUUGUGUUGAUUCAAAGUUCCGGGUUCAUGGUGUUCAAGGACUUAGAGUUGUCGAUGGCUCCGUCUUCCCGAGAGUGCCCGGCGGGUUUCCUGUUGGUGCGACAUAUGCUGCCAGUCGGAAGGCAUUCCAUGACAUAGUCACCGACUUAGAAACGUGACAGUGUUGUAUGUAUUGUCUAUUGUAUCUGACUUUGAUUGAGCGUUUACAAGGAUGGGGCUUUGGGGGCUCUUUUUGUUCUUUAUCACCGGCAAGGCCGCGGAAAGUCAACAGGAAACCGUCGUAGGUAGUCA